UGGUGUUCUCUCCGACAGACCUCCACAUGGCCUCUCCCUCUGCGCACACAAAAACAGUUUCGGAGGGGGGCUGGUCUGUGGGCGGGGAGCGUGAGCAUGUCCCUUUCAGAGGAAGUGAGCACAGACUAGUGGAAUGUAGUUGCCUUUAGUGGAAGAAGAGCGCAAAAGGUGGCUAAGGGCUAGCUUGCUAUGACCAGCUAGACAUAGAGCGAUAGACACAUAGAUAGAGAAGAGAGGGAUGAAAACAUGCCUCACUUCACCGUGGUACCCGUGAAGGAUCGAGGCCAGUCCUCCGGCUAUGACAGUCUUGAAGGGAUCAACUGGGUGGACCACGGUGACGGUGGACAGCUGGAUCAUCAAGACACUGUCAGUUCUGAUGGACAAGCCAAUCACAAAGAAGACAGCCCCUUCCUCAACAGUGGUGAUUUGGCCAACAACAAAAAUGAUUUCUACGACAGGAACUUGGCCUUGUUUGAGGAAGAGUUGGACAUUCGACCGAAGGUGUCCUCUCUGCUCAGCCGCUUGGUCAGAUACACAAACAUCACCCAGGGAUCCAAGGAGCACGAGGAGGAGGAGAGUGCGGCGGCUUCGCGGAGGAAGACACCCAAGUCUCCUAACAUGGGCACUAUUAUGGGUGUCUACUUGCCGUGCCUCCAGAACAUUUUCGGAGUGAUUCUCUUCCUGCGGCUGACGUGGAUCGUUGGGGUGGCGGGCAUCAUGCAGUCCCUGCUGAUUGUCCUCAUGUGCUGCUCAUGUACGAUGCUCACGGCCAUAUCUAUGAGUGCCAUUGCGACUAAUGGUGUUGUUCCAGCCGGAGGGGCCUACUUCAUGAUCUCACGCUCCUUAGGCCCAGAAUUUGGAGGCGCUGUGGGCCUGUGCUUCUACCUUGGCACCACCUUUGCUUCCGCCAUGUACAUCCUUGGUGCCGUUGAAAUAUUAUUGAAAUAUCUCGUCCCCCAGGCGGCCAUCUUUCAUGCCACAGACCACCAUGGGACUGACAGCGCGGUGCUGAACAACAUGCGGGUCUACGGCACCGUCUUCCUCAGCCUCAUGGCCGUGGUGGUUUUUGUGGGCGUCAAGUACGUCAACAAGCUGGCCUCGCUCUUCCUCGCAUGCGUGGUUAUUUCCAUUGUCUCCAUCUACGCCGGCGCCAUCAAGUCCGCGACUCACCCACCAGAGUUCCCGAUCUGCAUGCUUGGCAACAGGACUUUGGUCAGGGACCGGUUUGAUGUUUGUGCCAAAACCGUCACCACGGGCAACACCACAGGUCCCAGUCAGCUGUGGGACAUGUUCUGUCAGCCAGGGAACAUGAGCAACGCACAGUGUGAUGACUACUUCCUGCAGAACAACGUGACCGAGAUCCAGGGCAUUCCUGGACUGGCGAGUGGAAUAUUUCGAGACAACAUGUGGGGCGACUACAUGCAGAAAGGUGAUAUCCUGGAGAAGGAGGGCCUGGCGUCUGUAGACCCCCACAGCACCACGGAGAACUUUGGCAUGUACGUGUCAGCAGACAUCGCCACGUCCUUCAUGCUUCUGGUGGGCAUCUUCUUCCCGUCCGCCACAGGCAUCAUGGCAGGUUCCAACAGGUCCGGAGAUCUCCGAGACGCCCAAAAGUCCAUCCCCAUCGGGACUAUUGUAGCUAUUACUACCACUACAAUCGUCUAUAUAACUUCUGUUAUCCUGUUCGGGGCCUGUAUUGAAGGGGUAGUCCUAAGAGACAAGUUCGGGGAUGCAGUGAGGAACACCUUGGUGGUGGGCACUCUCUCUUGGCCGUCCCCUUGGGUCAUUGUGAUCGGUUCUUUCUUCUCCACGGUGGGUGCAGGCCUGCAGUCGCUCACAGGAGCGCCCAGAUUACUCCAGGCCAUCGCCAAGGACAACAUCAUCCCUUUCCUCAGAGUGUUUGGUCAUGAGAAGGCUAACGGCGAGCCGACAUGGGCGUUGUUACUGACUGGACUUAUUGCUGAGCUUGGUAUCCUAAUUGCCUCGUUGGAUAUGGUGGCUCCUAUCCUUUCCAUGUUCUUCCUGAUGUGCUAUCUCUUUGUGAACCUGGCCUGUGCUGUGCAAACGCUGUUGCGCACGCCCAACUGGAGACCCAGGUUUAGAUAUUACCACUGGGCUCUGUCCUUUCUGGGUAUGAGUAUGUGCUUGGCCCUGAUGUUCAUCUCGUCCUGGUAUUAUGCCAUUGUGGCCAUGGGCAUUGCUGGGAUGAUCUACAAGUACAUUGAGUACCAGGGAGCCGAAAAGGAAUGGGGAGAUGGAAUAAGAGGAUUGUCGCUUAGUGCUGCACGUUACGCCCUUUUAAGGCUAGAAGUGGGACCCCCGCACACUAAGAACUGGAGACCUCAGCUGUUGGUGCUGUCCAAGCUCGAUGAAGACCUUCAUGUCAAAUAUCCGCGACUCUUGACCUUUGCGUCGCAGCUGAAGGCGGGAAAGGGGCUGACCAUCGUGGGAUCUGUCAUUCAAGGGAACUUUCUGGAAAGCUAUGGAGAAUUGCAGGCGGCAGAACAGACCGUCAAGAACAUGAUGGAUAUCGAGAGGGUCAAGGGUUUCUGCCAAGUCGUGGUGGCGUCCAAGGUGCGGGAGGGCAUCGUUCACCUGAUCCAGUCCUGUGGUCUUGGGGGCAUGAAGCACAACACAGUGGUGAUGGGCUGGCCGUACGGCUGGAGGCAAAGCGAGGACCCCCGAGCAUGGAAGACCUUCAUCAACACGGUUCGUUGCACCACCGCGGCCCACCUGGCACUAAUGGUCCCUAAAAACGUGUUGUUUUACCCGAGCAACCACGAGCGCUUCAGCGACGGCAACAUCGACGUGUGGUGGAUCGUCCAUGAUGGGGGGAUGCUCAUGCUGCUGCCCUUCCUGCUCAAGCAACACAAAGUGUGGAGAAAGUGCAACAUGCGUAUUUUCACCGUAGCCCAGAUGGACGAUAACAGCAUCCAGAUGAAGAAGGACUUAGCCACGUUCCUCUACCAGCUGAGAAUUGAGGCCGAAGUGGAAGUGGUGGAGAUGCAUGACAGUGACAUCUCGGCGUACACGUACGAGCGCACGCUCAUGAUGGAGCAGAGGUCUCAGAUGCUGAGGCAGAUGAGGCUGUCAAGUGCAGAGAGGCAGCGAGAGGCCCAGCUGGUGAAGGACAGACACUCGCUGGUGCGAAUGGGAAGUCUGUACUCGGACGAGGAGGAGGAUACGUUGGAGUCUCCUCUGCCCGAGAAGGUCCAUAUGACGUGGACCAAAGAGAAGUGCGAGGCCGAGAGGCGUAACCGAAACAAUGCGCCCGAAAACUUCAGAGAACUCACAAGCCUCAAACCGGACCAGUCCAACGUGCGGCGGAUGCACACGGCCGUCAAACUGAACGAGGUGAUAGUAAACCGGUCCCACGACGCCCGCCUGGUGCUUCUUAACAUGCCGGGGCCGCCUCGCGACACAGGGGGAGACGAGAACUAUAUGGAGUUUCUGGAGGUUUUGACGGAAGGUUUGGAGCGAGUGCUGCUAGUCCGAGGAGGAGGUCGGGAGGUCAUCACCAUCUACUCAUGACCAAACGUUACUACACAUUCCACCUGCUCUAAUAUCCAAAUGUUUCAAAGCAUUUAAAGUAUUUUUAGAUAAAAAAUGUUAUAUACUUGACUUAAGUGUUAGUCAGAUACAGGAUUAAUAAUUAGAGGAAGACCAGGAGGAAUUGUUUUGGUAAAAUUGUAACGCGGAUAUGGGACUAUAUUAUUUAUUUAUUUAUUAUUCGUCACUUUUCACAUUUGCCCUUUAGCCUUACAUUACGUAAGUUUAAUAAAUGUGCAUGCAAGACAUUAGAGUUUAUUUGUUUUUUUAAGUAUUUGCACAUAUUUUUUCUGUUAAUAUGAGCAAAAAAAGUGUAGGGAACCACUGUCUCGCUCUGUUAUUGAAAGAAAAUAGUGUUUUUUACUCAGGAGGGAAUACCGACAACAAACUAGAAGGGGAUUCUACUCAACAGCUAGUUUUGAUUUCGUUUUUAAGUACAUUUUAAAUUUUUGUACAUACAUAUUUUUGAAUUUCCAAAGCAGUUUUUUUUUAGCUUGUAACAGUGUCAUUUUAAAUCAACCAUUGUGUAGCUUAUUUAAAUGUUUUGAAUAAGUUUGGGUAGUUCAAAAAUAGAAAAUUUUAAAAUAAAUAAAUAAAGCUGUAUUUUUUUAUUUUUUAGAAUAAUGUAGCUUUAGUUUUAUUUUAUUUUUUCAAUAUUUGUGAUGUGUGAAAUGAUGACUUGAGUCCUUU
This is a messenger RNA of Nerophis lumbriciformis (worm pipefish), 4239 nucleotides long. RefSeq names its product solute carrier family 12 member 4 (gene slc12a4). Gene Ontology annotation, cellular component: plasma membrane. NCBI's taxonomy places the organism in Eukaryota, Metazoa, Chordata, Actinopteri, Syngnathiformes, Syngnathidae. Gene Ontology annotation, molecular function: potassium:chloride symporter activity. Gene Ontology annotation, biological process: potassium ion import across plasma membrane; chloride transmembrane transport; chloride ion homeostasis. The record is from RefSeq and is a predicted model, not a curated record.